AUUUUUUUUUCGAUUUUCUGAAAGAAUAUUAUUUCAAAAAUAUUUCUUCAAAUUUUGGUGAAGAUCCGCCCAUUAUUUAUGAAACUGUAGUAGUUUAAACGGAGCGCGCCGUAGCGCUCCAAGUAAGUGUCUAAAACUUUAAACGUUAAUUUCUUCUAUUCGCGUUUUUAAAACGGUUGCCCUCGCUGCGUCCAGACCAUUUAUCCGAUCCUUACCAAAUUUUGUACACUAAUACUAGAUACACGUAUCUAGGGAAUGAACGAAAGGAUUUUUCGAAAAAAUGCCAAUUUUUUUUUCUUUUAUCAAAAACGGCGAUUUUUCUGUAAAAAUGUCAAUUUUUUCGUAAAAAGUCGACUAUUUUGAAAAAAAUUAAAAAAUCAAUAUUUCCUUUCGUUCAUUUCCUGCGCCAACAUCUCUACUAAAGGAUAACACUCGGUUUUUAUGUUUCUGAUGAACCAAUUUUUGCCAGUGAGGGCAACCGAAAAUCACCUUUUUUUUUGGACUCUUAGAAAAGUGGCCACAGACAACACAAUUUACAAUAUUUUUACACACAAAAAAUUGUGAAUAUAGUUCAGAUAUAUAACUUACAUAUACCAAAAAUUUGUAUUAAUAUUAAUAAAACUGGCUGCAAAAAAAAUUCACAAAAGAACCGCUUUUUUUUGCACUCGAAGGUGACGUGUCCUCUUAAAAUGUUGACUAAAUUUUGUUCGAUGUAAGAAACCUUCUUCAAGGGAAGGGAAAGUGAAAGUUUGUUAGAAUAACGUCCUCUUUUGUUGGAGAUUAAAAAAAGAAGAAAGAAAGAAAAGAAGAUUGCGUCAGUAAGAGAAACCCGAAAAGCGGGCGAAGCCGAUAACGUGACUCAUUGUUCGCGUCAUAUUCAACGUAAAUAUAUCUAUGUAUAUGUAUAUGUUUAUUAUAUACAUUGUAUAUUUCUCUAUAUAUGUAUCAACGACGAGAAAGCUUUAAGAGAAUAGAAAAUUCGUGCGUGGGUGGUGAAAGCGAGUGUGCGAAGUGAGUGACUUAACGACACAAUCCUCGUCAUUACAACGAUAUUAUUAGAAAGUUGAAAAUAGAUUUGUGUUUUGUCGAUGAUUGGACAAUGUUUCGCUGUUUUGCGAUGUUUCUUGAUUCGUAAACGCACACUUAAAAUCUCUGUAUUAUUUUCUAUGAAUUAUUUAUAAUAAUUAAAAGAAAGAAAGUCUUAUUGGUGUAAUCCUAAAUAUAAAUUAUUAUCAAUAAUUUUCAAUUACUUGUAUUGUUAUCAAGUGUAUGUACAAAUCUUAGGUAGCCAUUUUGUUGCGUAUUUAUGUGUGGAAUGUUGAAAUAUUCAUAUUUGUGUUGCGAGUAUAACGGUUAAAGACGAACUCAAUAAAGAAUAAAAAGAAAAAUAUGCGAAGGAAGAAGAGGAGGAUGAGGAGAAAGGGCGUUCGAUCACCCAGCACGUUCGACACAAGCAAUUGAGAAAGGGGGAAUGAAGAAGACCUGCAAUUCACUGACCCAAAAUUAUUGUAUCUAGACAAAGCGGGAUCCGUGUGAAAGCUGCUGGUUUGCUGGGCUCUCGUGAAUGGCCGUGAAUGACGUCAAAGCUCGUGGAAAAAUUGCGCAAUUUCACCAUUCCGAUGGCCACCGCGGAAUUUGUUCAGGCAGCUUUCUUUCUGCAUCGCAUCCGCGUUAGGAAAGAUCGAGCAAACAAAGGCUUUCCAAUGACUCCUACACUUAUGAGAAAAAACGAACACACGAUGGAGAGGACGUGGCGGAGUAUACGAAAGAGGGCCUUUAUCUUAUUGCUGUCUUUACUAUUCCUGGCCGGUGUAAAAUGCGAAGCACCACUUGUCGACAGUAGCGCUUUGCCAUUGGAGCACAGAUCGGUUUACGGCCCACCAGCGCAAUAUGGACCUCCCACAUCGCACGGAGCGGAAGAGAAUUGGCCUUUGGCUUCACCCGACACACCGCAGAUAAAACAUCUACAGGUGCAAUGUGAGAAGACGCAUAUGCGGGUCAACAUCGAGUUCGAUCGACCUUUUUACGGUAUGAUCUUCAGCAAGGGCUUUUAUUCGGAUCCCCAUUGUGUUCAUCUAAAACCAGGCACUGGCCAUUUGAGUGCAACUUUUGAGAUCUUCUUGAAUUCGUGUGGCAUGACGUCUUCGGCAAAUCACAACGUAGCCGCUUACGGAGCACCCACGCCAUCGGGUAGUUACGUCGAGAACACAAUCAUAGUUCAAUACGAUCGUUAUGUCCAAGAAGUCUGGGACCAAGCAAGAAAACUUCGUUGCACUUGGUACGAUUAUUACGAGAAGCAAGUAAACUUUAGGCCGUUCCAAGUAGACAUGUUGCAUGCCGUAACAGCUAACUUCCUCGGUGAUAAUCUACAAUGUUGGAUGCAAAUACAAGUCGGCAAAGGACCAUGGGCCAGUGAGGUAUCUGGUAUCGUUAAAAUUGGACAGACUAUGACUAUGGUAUUAGCCAUCAAGGACGUAGAAAAUAAGUUCGAUAUGCUGGUCAGGAACUGUGUUGCCCAUGACGGCAAAAGAGCACCGAUUCAGUUGGUCGAUCAGUACGGGUGCGUCGUCAGGCCUAAGAUCAUGUCCAGGUUCCACAAGGUGAAGAAUUUUGGACCGAGCGCUUCUGUCGUCAGUUUUGCUUACUUCCAAGCCUUCAAAUUCCCCGACAGUAUGAACGUUCAUUUCCAAUGCGUAAUUCAAGUCUGCCGUUACAAUUGCCCCGAACUGAAGUGCGGUCAUCCGGGCUUGGAAUAUGGUGCACCCGCUGCUUCCUUAUCUCAGGAUUACGGUACUCCGGUCCACCAAAGCGUGUCCUCCGAAUAUGGACAACCCCCAUUGCCGGAGUACAGUGUACCACCUGCUUAUCCCGAUCCCAGGCAUCCUAGUGGACCAGCUGGAGCUUACAGUGAGCCAAAUCCAGAUGUAGUCCCAGCACCUCAAGCGCAAACGUCCUCAUCCUCGCCAAGUUCAACGCCUGGCGAUGCGACGGCGAGUAGUUCACCUCAGAGCUCUAAUGAUAACAUACAUCUCCCUCCGCCUCCUCUACCCGGUCACCCAGUUGGAGCUUAUCAAACUGUCAAAAGAAAAGGUACGGCCGGUUCAGAGGAGCUCGAGGGUAACCUAGCUACUCUCGGAGGCCGACCAAGGUCGGUCGAAGGUUUUCCAGCCGAGCUUAGGGGAGCUCGGAGACGAAGACACGAUCGUUUGGAGGAAGACGAUGACACAUUCUAUCAUACAGUCUCUCUAGUCACGAAUCAUGUGUACAAACGAGCUGCCCAAGAGAUGACGGACGUUAACACGUCGAGAAUUAUUCAAGUAGUAGCACCUGGUGACGUGAAUUUUGCAUUGGGAACGACGAAUUCUAACAACGAUACCACUGUCGUAAUACAAAACGCCAGCGCUUCGACUGAUCCUGAGACGAUUUGUAUGAGUUUGCCAGGCUUCGUUGGAGGUCUGGUGAUGUUGCUAUUAGUAGUGGUCGUAGCAUCUCUCGUUGCUGCUUUCCUCUUCGUCAGGGUACGCUCGGUUGAUCGGAAGAACGUUGCAAUUGGAAGUACCUUCGUUCAUCCGGCCUACGCCACUGACAAUUGUACCGUACCGAAUCCUGAGUUCAUCAAGGUCGCCAAUUGAGAAGACGUUCUUACGUCUAACUACUCGAAGGACCUCGAAUAAGGACCUCUUAUGAGGAUUGGUUGGAAGGAGGGUACGUCGACGAUCCUAAAGGAAAGGACGAACCCUUGGGACCGCUCGUCGAGACGUUAUUUCGUUCACGACUCGAGAUUUAUCGGGGAUUCCAUCUCUUUAUUCUUUUUCUUAUUUUUCUUUUUUUCUUUUUCUUUCUCGCUUUUUAUUUCUAUCCGUUCUUUUAUUCUCCCGUUUCUUCUUAUUCGUCGCUUAUCGAAUCGCUUCCUUCUCGGAUUCUAUCUCCUUAUCUCUCUUUCUCUCUUUUUCUUUUUCUCUUUACGUACGAUCAAAUUCUCCACAGAGAUAUCAAAAUACUUCGAAUAGAAAUUCGGUCAUAUCGAUUUUUGAAGUCGAAGGAAACUUCCUCGUUCGCGUCGUGAUCAAAUUUCUCGGAUGUUAAUCGAUGAGAAGAAAACUCUGAUGUUAGGAAGCAUUUUUGAUAAGCUAUGCUUAAAUCAAAGUAUUUCUACACUUCUCGAUAUACUGUGAAUAUAUAUAUAAUUUAUUUCUUUUGUUUAUUUAUUUUAAAAUAAUAAGCGAAAAAAUAAGAUCGGUAGUUUUCACGAUCGAUCGAGAGAACACGUAAUCGAGGUAACGUUUUUCGCCGAGCGUGUCAUCUUCUAUGCUAGGUGGUCAAUACACUUGCGAUUUUGUCAAUGAAUUUUGUAAGAUCGCAGGAGUAUCGGCUAAAUUAGUUUUUUAUAAACAUUGUACAUAAAUCGCAGGCUAUCGGAAUUGUCUUUUGAAACUUUUGACAAAUUUUCGCACGGAAUCCUGCGCUUUCGAUCAUCACCCGUGUACACUUUCUUAUUUAUAUAUACAUUCGCUCACACUCACUCACUCACUUACUCAUACAUAUACACAUGUAUGUAAGAUUUUUUGUUUUAAAUCGAACCUUUUAAUAUUUCCCUUGAAUAGUGUAAUAUGAACAAAUUUGAUAAAACUAAUUUGAAUUUGUUCGAAGAUGAAAAUAAAACAAAUUUGUAGUUUAUUUAGGCUAUCGGUGUCUUUGCGAUCAUAUUAUAUAUUUUUUCUUGUAAUAAUAUGAUAGCUUAAAACAAAAUAAAUUUGAGGAUAAAAAAUAUCAACACAUGUAUGUCACAUUUAGAUUCUAUCACGUAACAAUUUGUCAUGGCACUCGAUUCGAGGAAAAUGUGUACUUUAAUAUAUUCGAUUUAAAUGAGACAAUUCGUACAUGCAUAUUUACAUAUUAUACAUGUAUAUCAAAUUGUGUGUUCUUGUUUUACUUGAGUUAUUUCGUAUCACCUUCAUGGUAGCUCAAGACAUAUCGCAAACUUCGUGAUUUGUCGCCAACACAGAAAGUUCGUCCAAGUUCGCUUUAUUUGGCGACUUAUUUUUAUUAUUAUUUUAGAAUUUUUCUAUUUAUUUGUCCUCUCUCUCUCUCUCUCUCGCG
Molecule: messenger RNA, 5100 nt
Organism: Polistes dominula (European paper wasp)
Lineage: Eukaryota; Metazoa; Arthropoda; Insecta; Hymenoptera; Vespidae
Gene: dyl
Product: transmembrane protein dusky-like
Source: RefSeq, a predicted model, not a curated record